CUGAAAUUUAGACACAAUCUCCUAAACAAACAUAAACUAAACCCAUCAGCUGCUGCGAACUUUCCUUUUUGCACACAACCUACGCAAAGCACCCCACUUUCUCUCCCUACCAUCUCAUCUAUAUCACUCUUCCCCGUAACCCCCCUCCCUCUCUCUCCGCCAAACCCUAGUUUCUUACAUCUCUCUCUCUCGUUAUCUCUCUAUGGCAUCUGGGUCUUCUUCAGGUCGGGUCAACUUGGGAUCCAAAGGGUAUGAUCUUGGCAACGAGGACAUUCUUUCCUCUUACUCAAAUCUUGACACCCUCAAUGACAAUUACUCUGAUCCUGGAAUUAUUUCUGGAAAGGAUUUCCAGAAAAGUAGAAUGGCACAAUCAUCAGCAUUCCCUGCUCCCUCUUAUAAUCCUCCGGAAGAAUACGCUAACCAAGAUUUGGCCACAACUGUUGAAAGGACAAUGAAGAAAUACGCUGACAACCUGAUGCGCUUUCUGGAGGGAAUUAGUUCUAGACUAUCACAGCUCGAAUUAUACUGUUACAAUCUUGAUAAAUCUGUUGGGGAAAUGCGUACAGAGUUAGCUCGUGACAAUGUGGAAGCAGAUUCGAAACUUAAAUAUAUGGAGAAGCAUCUACAAGAGGUCCACAGAUCCGUACAGAUUCUGAGGGACAAACAGGAACUUGCUGAAACUCAGAAAGAACUAGCUAAGAUUCAGCUUGCACAGGAGUCCAAUUCUUCAGUCCAUUCCCAACAGAGUGAAGAGAGAGCUUCGCCCCCUGUUUCUGACCCAAGAAAAAAUGACAGCCUAUCAGAUAUGCAUGGCCAACAACUAGCUCUUGCUCUACCUAAUCAAGUGUCUUCACAACCUUUACUUCCCACUAGACACGUGGAGCAACACCAGCUACCCAUUUCACAGCAGCCAACUAUGGCACCUCAGGGUGUUAUGCUAUCCCAGGGUUAUUAUCUACACCCAAUGCAACUUUCAAAUAUACCAUCUCAGAUGCAACAAACUCAGGGUCAAUAUUUACCAUCUGAUUCCCAGUAUCGGCCUCCACCACAGCCUGCACAACAUCAAGUGAAUCAGACACCGCAAAACCACUCCUUAUCCCAGUAUCAGCAACAGUGGUCCCAACAGCCAUCUCAGCAGGGUCAAUCAGAACAAUCAUCUUUGCAACCCCAUAUCAGGCCCUCGUCGCCUGCUGUUUAUUCUCCUUAUAUGCCUGGCCAACCAGGAAACCCAUCUGCCCCAGAUACCCACCCAAAUAGCAUGCAGAUGAAAGUGUCAUAUACAGGAAUUUCUCAACCCACUUCAAGCCACGCAGAAUCAAUGUCUUAUGGGUAUGUUGGUGUUAGUAGACCAGUUCAGCAGCAGCAGCAGCAGCCUUCCCAUCAGCAUCUGAAGACUACUUUUGGAGCACAGCCGGGAGAUGGAUAUGUCACUUCUGGACCUCACCCAACACUUUCCCCAGGAAAUGCUUAUAUGAUGUAUAAUGUUGAAAGUGGAACCCCGACACAUGUUCCUCAGUCUCACAUCCAGCAAAGUUCUUAUCCACAAAACCAGCAACCCCCCACUGCCACGAAUGUGAUGGUUCGUCCUCCACAGAUCAUGCGAAACCAUCCCUACAAUGAACUGUUUGAGAAAUUAGUUAGCAUGGGUUUCAGAGGAGAUCAAGUCGCAAGCGUGAUCCAGAGGAUGGAGGAAAGUGGCCAACACGUUGAUUUUAAUGCUGUGCUCGACCGGUUGAAUGCACACUCUUCUGCAGGUUCUCAGAGACCAUGGUCUGGCUAAGUAACAAUUUCAGCUUCUAACAUGGCCAACUACAACGACAAUCAUGACGCGUUUUUAGUCUACAUUGUGUUGAAUAAAUCUGAUGUAGUUGGCACGUUUAUGGAUAGAUUGAGGGAUGGAUGCAUGGUAUUAUUUUGCAUUCUCUUUCAGAUCUAUCAAGUCUGUUACUGAUUGUUAUGUUUCAAGAUUUAAUACGUUUACGUUUUAACAA
Daucus carota subsp. sativus is the source of this 1991-nucleotide messenger RNA. RefSeq lists its product as uncharacterized. Lineage: Eukaryota; Viridiplantae; Streptophyta; Magnoliopsida; Apiales; Apiaceae. Bases 203 to 1780 code for a protein of 525 amino acids. The record is from RefSeq and is a predicted model, not a curated record. The transcript is spliced from 3 exons.